Molecule: messenger RNA, 255 nt
Organism: Pyricularia oryzae 70-15
Lineage: Eukaryota; Fungi; Ascomycota; Sordariomycetes; Magnaporthales; Pyriculariaceae
Exons: 3
Coding region: 1-255 (84 amino acids)
Source: RefSeq, a predicted model, not a curated record
AUGGGCGAGCUCUUCGUCGUCUCGAGCCGUGACACCUGCUACCAUUCAUCCGGCUCACCUUCAUCUCUCCGCCUUCAAAACUCUCGUAAUGAGUCACGGAGGCUAUCAUCACCCCGAGUAAAGAUAACUGCAGAUCUUCCAGCCUCAAACUGCUCUGUCAUUGUCGCAAAUGUCCUCGCAGCCGACGUCUUGGUUGUCCGUGCUGUCGCACUGCAAUAUGACAUGAGCGUGGAGAUUGUGUAUUCUAUAGCGUGA